Molecule: messenger RNA, 486 nt
Organism: Rotaria sp. Silwood2
Lineage: Eukaryota; Metazoa; Rotifera; Eurotatoria; Philodinida; Philodinidae
Source: the annotation of a GenBank genome assembly
AUGAGUACUACAACAACAUCAAAGAAACCAGUUCCAGUUGUUUCAAAUAAAAUGCCAUCACAAUCUAUAAGAAGAAGUUCCAAUGAUAGUGAUAAAAGGGUUCGUAAAUUGUGGUGGACACCCAAACGAAAUGAAGUUGAUAUUCGUUCAGAAAAUGAUACUCGUUAUAAAAAUGUUUCAGCAAAAGUGAAUUCUUUAGCGAAUCUUGACUAUCGUCCUGGUGGUGGUCAAGUAUCUAUACGUGAUGAGCCUAUACAAUGGCAAGCAGCAUCAAAAGUGAAUUCACUUGCUAAUGCUAGUUGGGCACCUUCACCAGGACGUGUUAGUGUUAAAACGGAAAAAUUACAAUGGAAUGCUCAACCUAAAGUUGAUUCAAUGGCUAAUAUUGAUUACAAGCCUUCUGGUGGUGAAAAUACAGCGAUUCGUGAUGAAAAACUUGACUUUAGUCAUAUUACACCACGUGUUGAUUGUGGAUUUGUUGAUUAA